Messenger RNA from Colletotrichum navitas, 687 nucleotides. RefSeq lists its product as uncharacterized. NCBI's taxonomy places the organism in Eukaryota, Fungi, Ascomycota, Sordariomycetes, Glomerellales, Glomerellaceae. The record is from RefSeq and is a predicted model, not a curated record. The coding region runs from base 155 to 643 and encodes 162 amino acids. The transcript has a single exon.
UUUUUCCCGUAGCUAGAAAAACGGGCGCAAGACACAAAUCAUAACAUUGCAACUGCCAUGGGUAAGGGCGAGAAAGAGAGAAAGAGAAAAAGAAAAAAAGAAAAAAAAAGGGAGAUUAGACUUCUGCUAUCCCACAAACGGUAGCCGCUAGUAAAUGCCAGUCCAGUCACAAAUCCACCUGAAAAACUACAGUUCAAAAUGCCACCGCCGCCCUGUGCCCGAGUGGGCUGAUACGACUCCCCCUCCCUCGUUUCCGCCGAACCCUAAAAUCUGCCACCAGUUGGCGCCCAUCGGCCCAGUCUUGGCGCAAUCACACAUACCAAGAAGGCCACAGGGGAGGGGAGGUAGCGGCACCAAGACCCCCGAGCAUCAGUCCAUACGGAACCUUUCUUGUGCUUUCAUGUCCGGUAUGAUGACUGACGAUGAUGGUGUCUGCAGGCCAACCACGGCGCAGGGAGGUCCUGCUCCGUCUGUGUAUAUACGCUACCUACGACGGCAACAACAAUAUGGCCUCCGUUACUUGGGCUUGGCCUUUUUGCUUGGCCCGGUCCAGCCAUGUCACUCGCAGAGACAUUUCAGACUGCCAACCCGGAGCACAGCCACCCCUCCAAGACAUUCCAACCCACCGACCCUCAGAAACUGACGGACAGCAGUGUGCGUACACAUAAGACCACAUUUGGCGCCGCU